This is a messenger RNA of Diospyros lotus (date-plum), 1517 nucleotides long. RefSeq lists its product as uncharacterized. The coding region runs from base 56 to 1102 and encodes 348 amino acids. NCBI's taxonomy places the organism in Eukaryota, Viridiplantae, Streptophyta, Magnoliopsida, Ericales, Ebenaceae. Gene Ontology annotation, cellular component: cytoplasm; membrane. The transcript has 7 exons. The record is from RefSeq and is a predicted model, not a curated record.
CGAAGGGUUUCUUCUUCUUCGCUUCUUGUCCCUAAAAGUCUUCUAUGUAUCAGCCAUGGCUACUCUGAAAACCUACAUCAUUGCCCAUAUUCUCUCAGCACCCACCAAACCCAUCACAGAAACCCAUAAACCCAAUUCACAUAAACCCAAUUCACUCUCGCUCUCUACUUCCCAACUCUUCUCCAAGCCAAACCCAUCACUGAGUUCAACAACCAUUUCCACCAAAAAGAGGCCAAAUUGGGUCACUAACUCGGUCACAGAGGACAGGGACUUGGUUGUGGCGCAGACUAGGGUUUCAUCUGGUCAAGAAGACGGACCCAGAGAUGGAAUUGGGAGAGAAUUGGAAGAAGAGAAGGGGGUGCUCUCUCAUGGGCCUGGGGACAAUGAUAAGUUCGUUGGUAGAGCAAUUAAUGCUGCUAUUGUUCUGGGUUUUGGUACCUUUGCAAUCACCAAGUUGCUCACCAUUGACCAUGACUACUGGCAUGGGUGGACUCUUUAUGAAGUCCUCAGGUAUGUGCCUGAACACAAUUGGACUGCAUAUGAAGAAGCUCUCAAAACCAAUCCAGUAUUAGCCAAAAUGAUGAUUAGUGGAGUGGUCUACUCUCUGGGAGAUUGGAUUGCACAAUGUUAUGAAGGAAAACCCCUUUUUGAAUUUGACAGAACGCGGAUGUUUAGGUCAGGCCUUGUGGGAUUCUUGCUCCAUGGAUCCCUUUCUCAUUAUUACUACCAGUUUUGUGAGGCUCUUUUCCCUUUUGACGACUGGUGGGUGGUCCCUGCAAAAGUUGCUUUUGACCAAACUGUGUGGGCUGCAACUUGGAACAGCAUCUAUUACGUGGUUCUGGGGUUCUUGCGUUUGGAAACCUCAGAAAAUAUUUUUGAUGAACUCAAAGCCACAUUUUGGCCCUUGUUGACUGCAGGGUGGAAGCUCUGGCCCUUUGCCCACCUAAUUACCUAUGGUGUGAUCCCUGUAGAGCAAAGACUUCUUUGGGUAGACUGCGUGGAGCUCAUAUGGGUAACCAUACUAUCGACAUACUCAAAUGAGAAAUCAGAAGCUCGGAUAUCAGAGGCAUCACCUGAAGCAAAGUCCAGUUCGAAGGAGUGACUAUGCCAAUGACUUGAAACCGCCUCCCACUGAUAUCGACCCCAGGUCGAUGAUUCUGCAGUCGCGGUCUGAAGAUACAUACCAGAUCAUCUUCUCCAUCGUUAGAAGUUAUAGAUAUGGUAAAUUGGGAGAACAAAUUCAUAAAUGGUGAUCUUCUCCUGGACGGAUUUAAGUGUCAUACUGGAGUGAGUUUGCUCUUACAAGCUGGCUAGAGAGACAUUGUUCUUGUUUUUGUUUCUCUUCUGUUCUUAGAGGAUGCUUUUUUGGCUUGUCUUUGAUCAGAAGAGCACACAACUCUUGUUUAUGGUUUGCAUUAUUAUAGGGAAAUGAACGAGGGAAUAAAAUUGUCUUUGGAGAAAUGUUAUUUGGACACUCAAUUGUGACACUUUUAAUGGCAUCCGUAUAUUAAUAAUUA